ACGUGACUUUUCGUCAUACAAAAUGGCGACGACCAUGCAACUAGCUGGGGCCGUGGCUAGCGGUGAUAUUUCGUCAGUUCAUCAGUUACUUGUGCAAGGAGCCAAUGUUAACGGCCUCUCGCCUGACGGCAUGAGUCCCCUGGCUAUUGCAUCAUUCUGGGGCUAUGCAGACAUAGUGGAGGAACUACUCAAAGCAGGAGCAGACAUCAACAUCCUCAACAGGGGAACACUAUGGACACCCCUUCACUGUGCUUCAUUCCAAGGUCAUGGCAAGGUCAUUCUGAAACUGAUGCCAUAUGAACCUGAUCUGUAUACAACAGACAACCAGGGCAGAACUGCAAUAGACUUUGCAUCAGCACUAGAUUCCAUAUGGCCGUUCUUUGCUGCUGCUGGGUGUAAGAGAACACCGAAGUCAGACCUGAUUAGAAUGGAUGUCAUCAAGAAGGUGUCCCCAGUAGAAAGUGGUUUCCCAGCAACAGACUACAUCCGGUUCCAGUCCUCUCGACCAGGAUCUGCCUAUGUCAUGAACUCUCAACCCUUGGCCAACACACACUAUACAGAUAGGAAAAUGGUAUAUGCAUCAGUGACUGGGGACGUACUUGCUGCGACACCUGAUGAUGCAUUGCGGGACAGGCGAAUACAGGGGUCAGUGUGGAACAACUGACACUCGGCAGAAUCCAACCCAAAUUUCACACCCGAAUAUUAGUGAUCCCUUAAAACUCAAUUUGGCCAGACUGCAUUAAGAAGUCACGUUGACAGUGCCAGAUGUGGGGCAUUUGCAAUCAGAAAAAUGUCAAUACCUCAGAUGUGAGAAAUCAGUUUAACAUUACUAUCAGAAUACCAGACAGCAUUUACAGACAGUAUUAUGUUUUCAUGUUUUCAGAGUGUUAUUUACAACUUUUUUAUGUAUUAUUUUCUGAAGUAUCAAUAUAUUCCAUCAGUGAUGAA
Haliotis rubra (blacklip abalone) is the source of this 948-nucleotide messenger RNA. Its product is annotated as ankyrin repeat and protein kinase domain-containing protein 1-like. NCBI's taxonomy places the organism in Eukaryota, Metazoa, Mollusca, Gastropoda, Lepetellida, Haliotidae. The record is from RefSeq and is a predicted model, not a curated record. The coding region runs from base 23 to 664 and encodes 213 amino acids. Gene Ontology annotation, molecular function: protein binding. The transcript is spliced from 7 exons.